Loa loa (African eye worm) is the source of this 453-nucleotide messenger RNA. RefSeq lists its product as hypothetical. The transcript is spliced from 5 exons. The coding region runs from base 1 to 453 and encodes 150 amino acids. Lineage: Eukaryota; Metazoa; Nematoda; Chromadorea; Rhabditida; Onchocercidae. The record is from RefSeq and is a predicted model, not a curated record.
AUGGUUCAAGAAAGUUGUCAACUUGAUCGAGUAGCUGUGAACGAAUACUUGAGCAAAGAAUCCAAUGGAAAAGAAAUUCAAUAUUUAACAAAACCGGAAGAAUCAGUGGCGAAAAUAUUAUCCAACGAAACUGUAACAUUUGCUGAAAACGCUAAUAAUUCAAUAAAACAAGUCGAAACCGUUGCACAAUAUUCGUAUUAUAACGACAAACAGCAGCAUACCUUACUAAAUAUAUUCAGUAAGAUUGAUGCGAUACUGAUACUGGGGGCGGUACUAUCAAUUGUUAUUAGCUGCGUAAUGGUUACAAUCGAAAUUCGGAACUACAAACUGUAUCAAUUGGCUAAAAGCAAGCCUGUGAGACCGAUUUUAACCAGGGAAUUCUUGGAAAGAAUACGAAUUGAGCGUUACAACGCUAAGGGACGUGGCCAGAAAAAACAAGAAAUGGAAAAAUGA